Molecule: messenger RNA, 2831 nt
Organism: Oppiella nova
Lineage: Eukaryota; Metazoa; Arthropoda; Arachnida; Sarcoptiformes; Oppiidae
Source: the annotation of a GenBank genome assembly
CCCCAAAUGGUAACCAAAUUAUAGUGAAUGAAGUGAUUAUUGGAGAAGAAGACAAUUCUACGACCAUUUGUGAGCAGAUAUUUCGCGACAAAUUAAACCCAACGUAUGUCUUGGAUGUGACGGAAUCGGCAAAGACUUCACCGAAAGUAAAGAAUUUGGUCCGAGAGAUGGGAAUUGCAACCAUUUCUACGACCUAUCAGUUGGGGUCAGGGAUAACACACUGGAGAAACUUAGAUGACAAUGAAAAGCAGUAUUUAAUUCACGUGAACCAACCCGGAGAUACCAUUCCGUUGAUGGUUAAAGAUUUGGCCAUUCAUUACAACUACAAAACUAUUCUUGUCUAUUAUGACCAAUCAUUUCCAUUGGAUCACAAACAGAAGACAUUACUGGUCAAUACAAAGACCAAACAUGUGAUCAGACUUCUGGAGGGCACGACUGUGGAGCAGUACUCAAGACAAUUGGCAGAUAUAAAGAAAGCAAAACUACAAAACUAUAUCAUAUUUGGAUCAAUUGACACAUUGAAUAAAGUGAUAGAAGCGGCAAAUGAAAAUGAAAUGUUUGAUAAGCAGAACAAAUGGCACUUUGUUACUAAAACAAAAGGCAAACUAAUGUGCAAUACAUGCAAGAAAAUAGAGGUUAUGUUUUCACAACCGCUUAAGACUCGUCUACACGACUACGAGUUGAACACAACUCUUGAGAACAUCGAUAAUACAGAUAAAGUUGACUCUUAUUUCUACCACGACUUGACUCGAUUCACACUUGAAAUGGUUGACGACCUGAUAAACACUUCUUGGCCACAAUCCAUCACUUUUCCUAAAUGUGGAAAACAUACGGACAAAGAGCAGAGGGCAGAGAGGGUUGGCUGGGGUUUGGCCCAACACUUGACCAAUGAGUUGAUGUACGGAAUGUUCGGUCGAUUCGUGUUCGGCUCGUAUAAGAUCGGCAAUAAUUACCAGGAGAUCAGUAUGAGAACCAAUAAAGUGGUCAUAUCUGCCGAUUCCAAGAACAAGAACACGAAGAUCUCUGAAUGGGAAUACGAAGGACACACCGGAACUCUCGUCUUCUCGUCGGCUGUCGAGCGACUGUCUGCCGGAGAAACCUCCGCCAAACCUCACUAUAGGAUCGUUACCAUUAUUCAACCGCCAUUCGUAAUGAAAAAUCCCGACAACAAGUCUGAAGGAAAAGACGCUUAUUAUGGCUAUUGUAUUGAUUUGCUCGAAGAAAUACUGAAUCACACUGAACCAGUUCAGUUAUUCACUUAUGAAAUAUAUACAACUAAUGAGUUUGGCAGAAAAGAUCCCAAUGAUGACAAAAAAUGGACCGGGAUGAUUGGGGAAUUACAUGAAAAUAAAUCAGAUAUAGCUUUGGGACCAAUAUCGGUGAUGGCAGAGCGAGAAACAGUGGUUGACUUCACGGUCCCGUACUAUGAUUUGGUGGGAAUCACUAUUCUCAUGAAGAAGCCCUCAGUUCCGUCACAUUUGUUCAAAUUCUUGACAGUAUUGGAGACCAACGUAUGGCUCUGCAUAUUAGCCGCUUAUUUCUUCACUUCAUUCCUAAUGUAUUUGUUCGACCGCUUGAGUCCAUACAGCUAUCACAACAACAAAGAGAAAUAUAAAGACGACGACGAGAAGAGGGAAUUCACUCUUAAGGAAUGUCUUUGGUUUUGCAUGACUUCUCUGACCCCCCAGGGAGGCGGUGAAGCGCCGCGCAACCUAUCGGGUCGUUUGGUGGCGGCCACCUGGUGGCUCUUCGGCUUCAUUAUCAUCGCCUCAUAUACGGCUAAUUUGGCCGCUUUUCUCACGGUUUCCCGUUUGGAUUCACCCAUUGAAUCGUUGGAUGAUUUGGCCAAACAGUACAAAAUCAAAUACGCGCCCCAAGAAGGCACGUCUUCGAGCACUUACUUCGAGAGAAUGGCCGGCAUUGAGGAAAGAUUUUACGAGAUUUGGAAAGACAUGUCUCUGAAUGACAGCCUCAGUGAGAACGAGAGGGCAAAACUGGCCGUUUGGGACUAUCCUGUCAGCGAUAAGUACACCAAAAUAUGGGCUCAAAUACAAGAAGCAAAGCAACCGAAGUCGUGGUUCGAAGGCGUCGAAAAAGUGAAGACUUCCUCAAAACCUAACGAAGGGUUCGCUUUCAUAGCGGAGGCGACGAUGAUUAAGUACGCGGUGAUGACCAACUGUGACCUCCAGAGUGUGGGCAAUGAGUUCAGUCGCAAACCAUUAGCUCUGGCCGUUCGGCAGAACUCUGAUCUGAAGGACAAGUUGAGUAGUGCUAUACUAAAGCUGUUGAACCAAAGGAGGUUGGAGUCGUUGAAGGAGAAGUGGUGGAACAAAAACCCCGAGAAAAAGGACUGUCAGGACACUAAGAAACAGAGCGAUGGCAUCAGUAUUAACAAUAUCGGUGGUGUGUUUAUAGUGAUAUUCAUAGGGGUGGUGUUGGCCUGUAUAACACUGGCCAUCGAGUACUGGUAUUUCAAAGGCAAGAGAGACGGCUCUAAAGUGGUUGCCAUUAAAGAGUACGGAAAUGCUGUGCGAAACGCACACAACGGCUCCGGUCCUAUGGGACACAUGGGUCACGCAAUGCCACCCAUGGGUCCUACGAUGGGUCCCAUGGCUAUCAGACACUGAGUCCUCGAUAUUUGUGUUGCAAUUCAUAAAUUCUAUGUUUUCACUAAUAAAUGCAUAUUUUUGUAAAGUUUAUAACUUUUCAAAAGAAUCCAAAAAUUAGUUACUGUAUACUUUACGUUACUUUAUUUUCAUAUUUAAUAAUUAAUCUAAAAAUUUAAGCCUCAAUAACAAACUCAAAAAAUAACUCAAUUCUAUUACUGUACC